UCUCGAUUCUUCCUCAUUUUUCAGAGCCGCCGUCGCUUCUUCAUCUUGGACAGUUGAAUCGAUGGCUAACGAUGAUGCUCUGAGGACAGCUAUAGUGUGGUUAUCGCUGAUUAUAGUUUUAGUUGGGGUAUUCACGUUAUCUUUGAAGAAGAUGAUGAUAACUUACGCCUUUGGAAUGAUCGGGAUCAGUGGUAUACUCUUGCCGGACUGGGAUUUCUUCGAUCGUAAUUUUUCCCGGUGGUGUUAUCCGGUGACCGCCGACGAAAGAGCUGCUCUUCAAGCUCAAAGAACCGGAUUCAAAAGGUAUAGGAUCUACCCUAUAAGAGUGAUUGUUUAUACAAUAAUUUAUAGCAUCGGACUCUACAAAUGGUGGAUUUUUGUGUCGAAUUAAAUCAAGAAACUCUAUAA
Messenger RNA from Hibiscus syriacus, 408 nucleotides. RefSeq names its product signal peptidase complex-like protein DTM1. The record is from RefSeq and is a predicted model, not a curated record. Gene Ontology annotation, cellular component: endoplasmic reticulum membrane; signal peptidase complex. Bases 62 to 391 code for a protein of 109 amino acids. Lineage: Eukaryota; Viridiplantae; Streptophyta; Magnoliopsida; Malvales; Malvaceae. The transcript has 2 exons. Gene Ontology annotation, biological process: anther wall tapetum development.